Messenger RNA from Crotalus tigris (Tiger rattlesnake), 1205 nucleotides. RefSeq names its product histone-lysine N-methyltransferase, H3 lysine-36 specific-like. Lineage: Eukaryota; Metazoa; Chordata; Lepidosauria; Squamata; Viperidae. The record is from RefSeq and is a predicted model, not a curated record. Bases 107 to 988 code for a protein of 293 amino acids. The transcript is spliced from 2 exons.
CUUGAACUCAGCUCUGGUUGAUGCUGGGCUGUCUGGGAGAGGCCAUUUCUCUCGUGGGAAUUGAGCAUCCUUUGAAGAGCAGGGCUGAAUUCGAGCCCUUCCGCCCAUGGAGAAAUCCGAAGCCUCCCACCUGGUGGACACCCAGGAGGCCUUAAAGAAGGAGAUCUGGGACCUAAGAGAGAAAGCCGUCAACCUCGACCUUGAAAACCAGGAGAUCGUGAAGGAGAUCAAGCACAUGAACGAGGAGAACAAGAGCUUGGAAGAGAAGGUCAGCUGCUUCAAAACCAUCGUGGAGGACCUGGAGAAAGAAGAGGAAGAGCUGCAGGAGAUGCUCCAAGAACGGGAAGACACAAGGGCAUCCCUGGAGGCCCAAAACCAGACCCUGGCAGAGACCAACAAGGUCCUCUGCUCCAGAAUUGAGGCGGUCUCCAACCAGCUGUUCAGGUUUCAGGAGUCCAAGGAUAGCCGGGACCAGGGAAUUUUGCGUAUCAAGCAGGUGAUGGAGCACAUCGUGGGCUACUUCAAACAGCUGGAGGCCAAAAUCGAAAUGGCCAAGCAUCAGUAUGAGGAUGAGAAGAAGCAGUCUGCCGAGCUGGCUCGGACAGUGGUGGAGCUGGAGGAGAUCUGCAAGGCGCUGGAAAACCAGGUCCUCUCGUUGGAGGAGCAGCUAGAACUGUCCUCCUUCAGCAGGUUGAAGAUGGACGCUGGCCUGGAAGGUCCUUCUCUGCUGCAAGAGAUGGUGCAGGCCAAGCUGAAGCAGGACUCCCGCGGGCUGCAAAAGUCCUUCUUCCUCCUCCUAUCCAGAGGGACAUGGGUGCUGGUGGCGAUGACGCUCGGCCUGGGAUUUUCACACUUGUUGCUCUUCCUGUUUGGCCAAGACUUGGCGGGCGGAAAUUACCUGCUGACCUUGACUGACGGCCUUAAGUGGGUGUCCAAAACCUUGUCCCCGUAUCCUGUCCGGAGGCAGAGUGGCUUGCGGCCGUUUUGAGCCAGAACGCCGUGGAAAACGGUAGAAAGGCGAGUUCAUAAGAAAGGAGCCACUCUCUUCCUAGCUCAGGGAACGGAAUGUAUCUCCUUAAUUUCAAUAAUAAUAAUAAUAAAUAUCUUUGUUCUCUGGUGCAGUUUUAUGACGUGCAUCGCUUGGGGCACAGAUGUAAUGGGAUAAUAAUAAUAAUAAUAAUAAUAAUAAUAAUAAUAAUAAUAAU